Messenger RNA from Onychostoma macrolepis, 5243 nucleotides. RefSeq names its product Enah/Vasp-like a (gene evla). Gene Ontology annotation, molecular function: SH3 domain binding; actin binding; profilin binding. The transcript is spliced from 13 exons. Gene Ontology annotation, biological process: positive regulation of actin filament polymerization; actin polymerization or depolymerization; protein homotetramerization. NCBI's taxonomy places the organism in Eukaryota, Metazoa, Chordata, Actinopteri, Cypriniformes, Cyprinidae. The record is from RefSeq and is a predicted model, not a curated record. The coding region runs from base 2818 to 4359 and encodes 513 amino acids. Gene Ontology annotation, cellular component: cytoskeleton.
UUAAGGGCUGGGGGAUUCAGUCGCAUGUUUUAAUAAUGUGAUACGAUGCCUCAGAUGGGCCAUUGUGGUGUCUUUGAUGGAGGAUGUGGUUGUGGAAGCUGCUCAGUGGUUUUUGGCAUGGAGCCCGUCAGAAGCUCGUGAUGAGGCGUGUGCGGGUUUGGGAGGUCUAGUGUGUUUGUCGUGACUAUUUCUGAACAGUUAUCAUUAGUGCUUCACUGUGAUAUAACUGUAUGGAUUUAGAUUUUUAGUGAAACAUAACAUAAUAAUGGUAGGACUGGUCAUUUCAUUUUUAAUCAUGAUUUAAAUAAAAUGCAAAAAAAAAUGUAUAUAUAAAAAAUUCAGUUAAGUCUCAUUGAAUUUGCCACGUUACUACAAAUGCACAUAAACCAAAAUUUCCAGUUUGAACAAAACAAAACAAAACAAAACAAAAACAGCGUUCCGCCACAUCAAAGUGAAAUAAAAAAAAAAAAUAAAGAAUAAAAAAAAUUGAAAAUGUAAAAGCACUUAAUUAUGUACCUGUUAGUUAUUUUUUCCACAUAUGUGUUUCCUUUUGUGUUGGUGAAAGGUAUUAUUAUUGCAAAAAGAUUAAAAGAAAAGAAAAGAAAAAGUGAACAAUUAUUGGAGAAAAUAUUAUGUCUUUAUAAAAGAAAUGUUUAUUUGUACAGUGUAUUGAAAUAAUUGAAUUAAAAGACAUAAAGUGUAAAAAACUAAAUAAAAAAAUCAUAAUAAUAAUCAAAAACAACAAUAACAUUAAUAGUAUAAAAUAAUAAGAAUUAAUAUUGUGACUAUAAUUGUCAUUGUUGUUGUUAAUACUAAGAUAUAUUAAUUAUUUUUAUUAAUAAUUUUGACAGCUGGCAUAAAUGUUGCUUCAUUUAAUAUAUUGUCAAGCUAUUGCUAAAACAUUGACAAAAAAACCCUCAACAUUUCCUAAAUUAAAGAAAAACAUUUAUUAAAACCACAUCAAAAUCAAAUAAAUUGUUCAGUUCAAGAGAUUCAAGGGUUAGUGCUCAGGCCUAAUGCAAAAAAAAAAAAAAAAGAAAGAAAUGACAAUCAUACUAUCAUACAGCAUGCUUGAUCUAAUGCUUAAAUUUUGUAUUAAAUUUAUGUUUUUUAAGUUAACAUUUUCUAACUGUAAAAUACACUACAGAUUUAUAUUAUGCAAGUGGUGUGUUAUAAAGCAAAAUGGCAGGGUUUAUCAAACAAAUGACCAUUGGGUCCCAUCAUCCAAUCAGAUUUAAUCCGUGUUUCCACUUCUUAUUAUCUCAGUAGACAUCGUCAUUACAGCUCAAUGAUCACCAGGGUAUGUGUAUUUGGUACAAAGGGACUCUGCUGCUGCACGCAACCACCAAAUGAUAUGGGAUGUGCGUCAUAAAACACUGUACAUAUUGACUACGCAUUACUUCAAAAGCUCAUCCGAAGAUUUUAGCGCAAAUUAAUCUUAAUAUUUGGUUAGCGUUUCCCCUCUGAGGCUUUUUAGGUAUUUAAUCAUAAAUCAAAAUAACAUCCAGAGCUCCGGAUUUGACUCUUGAGAGGCACUUAAAACUAGGAAUCCAUUAACUCUAUUCAGCAUCAGUCGCACCAUCCAUUUUAAUACACUCCAACUGCAACCAUUUAUCAGCAUGUUGCUAUUGCAAGGGAUUUAAUCAAGUUUAUGAAAUAAAUCACACAGAGUAUUACACCUCCACGACCUGCAGUAGAAAUGGAUAUGUGAUCAGGAGUAAUAUCAUUGCUUUUUAUGCUGUCUGGUUACAAAGUGCACAGCUUAAUUGAUGUCAAGCAUUAUGGUUGAAUCCAGAGCACACAGAAUUAUAUUUGCUUAGUAAAGUCUCCAUAAGAAGAGAUUUCAUGCAAGUCUUGAUCUAAACUCCUAGUGGAAAGAUACUUACCGCAUUGUCUCGCUUCAUCAGUGGAGCAAAAAGCAUUUAUGCAUUACCCAGAAUGCUCAGCAGGGUUUGGAUUAAUGGUUUAUGGUCUGCAAAUUGACAUUUCGUGAAUGAUGGUGAGUUCUGUUGGAAAAUUUUCCCCUUUUUUCCUGACUGUUUAGAGCCAGAUCGUAUGAAUAUCAAGUUCUUUUAGAAAUUUCAAGAGUUUUAGUAGUUGAGUGGUGUCUGUUAUAAUAAGGACACAUGAUUUGGGACCAUCUGCUGCAGACAGGACCUCAGGUGGAUUGCAUGUUUGUGACACUGUGUGAAAUGCUGCUUUCACGUGACGUAUGAACAUAUUCCCAUUCCUGUUGCUUGAGGGACUUGAUAUUCAGUCCUGCUGCAAUUAUUCCGAUUUUUUGUGCCAAUCUGUUUUCCCACUUAGAUGUUGAAACAGCGUGAGCACAUGCUGUAAUAUUGCUAUUCCUUUUUGCAAGUAGGCCUAGUUGUAUUACGCUGUGAGUUAUGACAGGAAUAUUUUUGUACUCUCAUUAACAUGUGGAUAUUGUGAUGAAUUGAGUGAUGUUUUUGCUUGAUUUUUUUGGACGUCAUUAACAGUAUUUUAGGAUGUGAUGCUGCAUACUGGCAUUAAAUUCAGUGAGACUUCAGCUCCCAUAAUCACCAUGAGGACACGGAUGAUUUAAUCAUUAAAUGUGGAAGCAGAAUCCCACCUGUCAUCUACUUCAUCUGCAGACUGAGCUUGCUGACAACUGCUAAUGCAAAGCGAAGAGUAUAAGACAUGUCACUUGACAUAAACCAGCUGCCCAAUGUAAAAUCUGGGUCCUGAAACAAAACCAAUUGAGAACUGCUGUACUACUCAAGUCUGCCAUAAGGUCCAGGAGCACAUCGUCAGAAUGGACCGGUGACAGAUGAUGUCGAGGCUCAGAGGAGGCAAAUGAUGGACCAGCAUCAGAUGCAGAUGGAAAGGGAACGACGAACAUCUGGCUCUGCAGUCUCCACCCUUCAGUUUAAAGUAUCAGCAUCCGCCUCUCAGUCCGAAACCACUCUGCAUGACCUCAGACAGUAUCGGGCUAACACUCUUCCCCCUUCCUAUGCUCACCUUAACCCCGCGCAACCCUCCUCCCACGCCUCCUCUUCCUCCCAGGAACGAGAGAGUGGCUACCGCACUGUGGACUCCCCUCAAAAAAAGGCACAGCAGCUUUCCCAGCUUUCCACCUCUCUGGCUUCUGCUUUCUCCCCCGUGCAGCCGGGUGUCACCCCUCCACCUCGCAACAUCAAGCAAAUCCCUCUUUCCCCUCCAACGGCCCACCAGGACCCCAAACAUGCCACAUGGUCCUCCACCCACAUGUACGCACCAUUACCUACAGCAUCGCCACCCGUCAUAAUGGCAGUGCCAGUCAAACAACCUGCCCUGCCUGUUGCCCUCCCCUUGCCACCCCUAAACAACGGCCCAAACUGUGGCCCCAAAGCUCCCGCUAACAUGUCCCACUUGGAGCCUGUAACACACCACCAACAGUCGUUCAGUGGCCUGGUAGAGGAGUAUUGCCCGUACCAAAACCCUCCUAUGCAGGUCUCCUCUGGAGCUCCGUUGCACCCACAUUAUCCCAUACAAGAAUCCUCUUGCCCCCUGCCCCUUCUCAUUGGCCAGCCCAUCCAAGGCCCCGCCCUCCACCAGCAGCAGCUAUACCCGGCCACGCCCCAAUUCAACACCACACCCACCUCUCACUCUGCUCUGUGUGAGGGGGCAACGCCCAAGACGUCUCCCUCGCCUGUUUAUCAGAACGCAACAGCAUCCAGCACAGGUCCUCCCAUUCCACCGGUUCACCCCUCCAUGCUCUCAUCCACCCCUCCUGUUCACCCCCCUACCUCAGCAUCCAUGGCGGGUCCACCGGCCCCUCCGCCCCCUCCUGGGCCUCCCCCACCCGGGCCACCACCACCCGGGCCGCCACCACCCGCCACAGGACCCCCUCCUACCCCACCUCCACUGCCGGCUGGUGGAGGUUCUGCUCCAUCAGGUCUGGCUGCAGCUCUAGCUGGUGCCAAGCUGCGAAAAGUGCAGCGGCCAGAGGAAAGCAGUAGCAAGAAUGAUGCCAAUCGCUCCAGUGGAGGCAGUGGAGGUAGUGGAGGUGGUGGAGAGGGUCUCAUGCAGGAGAUGAAUGCCCUUUUAGCACGGAGGAGGAAGGCCUCCGAAAAACCAGAAGACAGUCAAAAUGAGGAGUCUAAUGGAUCCCCUUCAUCUUCUCGUGGACAAAAUUCAGAUCCUGUGAAGAAGCCAUGGGAACGAGCCAACUCUACAGAUAAGUCUUCAGCUGUGUCAAGGGCAAAACCAAUCGGAAGCACCAGUGAUGCAGAGUCAUUUGACUUUGACAGAAUGAAACAGGAGAUCUUGGAGGAGGUUGUCCGGGAAUUGCAGAAAGUUAAAGAAGAAAUCAUUGAUGCCAUUAGAAGGGAACUGCUGAGAAUUGGCUCCACAUAGUCUUAAGAAAGGUCAACGACGACGACUGAUAAGGACUGAAGGUUCGGGAAAGUACAUGAAAGCGCACGUGAAAACGUUCUCGCAGCAUAUCUGCAACGGUAUGGAUAAUUCAGUUGCAGAAAUGUUGUGCAGAUACAAGGCAAAGCUGAGGAAAGGAAGGAAGGAAUUGGAUUGAAUGAAUGAUGAUUGUGUGUAUGGAUGAGUGAAUGAACGAGCAGAUGGAAAUAUAGACCUUCACACUGAAUUUUCUAUUUCCUCCAGUAUGAACGUUGAGACAGUCCACUGUGCAGCUUGCUGCUCUCGCUCUUUCAAGUCUUAAAGUCAACAAGUUGGAAAUUAAUGAAGAUAUUUUUGUUUUCUAAGUUUAUAUUGUUUCAUUGGUCAUUGUUAUUAUUAUUAUUGUUAAAAAUUGUAUUAUAUUAAAUGAGAGAUACAAAGUUGCACGACAGUUAUUGUCAGCCUUUUAUAUUUUAUAUUACUGCUCUUACUCUUUGGUUUUAAUAAGUACGAACUGCACACAUUUGUGCUAAACUGUCAGCAAACUACUAUAGUUGUAACAGUUUGAGAUUUUUUCUUUUUGUUUUUUUGGCCAAUGCAGAAGUUCAGUAGAACUGUUUUAAAUUGAUUUGGAGGUAUGAGGUUAAAUAUAGACGCUCUUUUAAUGAGCUCAAGAGAUGGACAUGGAAAUAUAUACGUAUAUAUACACACACAACGUGAGAUGAAUUAUUGAAAGUGGCUUAAAGUAUUGGGUGAAUUGUUUGAACGUACAAUGUAUUCUGGUUUAAUUAGGUUGAUCCUGAUUUUAAAAGUUGAGGUUGAUUUCACAGAAAUUACAAUUAAAUUAAACAUGUUGAGAGUGUGAGAUUGGUGGAAUUAAAAGAAUU